Messenger RNA from Paramecium primaurelia, 408 nucleotides. Lineage: Eukaryota; Ciliophora; Oligohymenophorea; Peniculida; Parameciidae. The record is from the annotation of a GenBank genome assembly.
AUGCUUAAACCUGAUUUGGAAUUUUUAUAUAUUAAGGGCAAUUAGAAAUUUCAAGAUGUUGCCUUUUAAUAACCUAUUAGAUAACAUCAGCCAAAAGUGAAUGCUAUAAAACUCAAAGGUUUUCAACAAUUUGUGGAACUCAUUAAUAAAUAAUAAGAAUAACAACAAUAAUUGAAAACCUGUUCUUAAUGUACUCCUUAAUUAUUACCAACUGUUAUUUCCUAUCCUCCAAGAAUAGAAGUUUAAACCAGAAAAGCAAGUGAGAUGAAACUAUUUGUAAAAAAAAGUUUUAUUGAUACUCCUACUGAAUCACAUUCUUAAGAAAGANAAUAUCACACGAAUUCUUUAUAUGCUAAUAUACAUAAAUAACUUAAAAAUUCUAAUCCAUUAGAAUAUUUCAAUCAAUGA